AUUUUGACUUGAUAAAAGUCGUGAUGAACUUGGCUUCGUCGAAAUUGUUUCAUUAAUUAAGCCUAAUCCCCUCUUUUUCAUCAUAUAUAACAAGGUGAAAAAAAUGAUCAAUUCUAAUUAAGUAUCCAAAAUAUAUCUUACAACUCAAGUGAGAAAAAAAGAGAAGAAAGAGAGAAAAUGGUUAGGCUUUCUGUUACGGAAAAUGGUACAGGCAUUGCAUUUCAGGAUUCUGGGCUAACAAUAUUCAUGGUUGGCAUGAUAGCUGCUUCAAUCUCGAUGAUGUCGAUAGUUAUAUUUGCUUGUGCCAAAUCCUCUACGAAACGAAAGAAUAAGAAUAAUCCAUAUAGUGAUUCCACUAAAAUUGUUGUUAAUGGUAAAAGUAAUAAAGCACAACAAAAUCGUGCGACUUCAGCCCCCGUCCGUUCAGAGGGAGAAAUAUUAGUUAGUGCUGCAGAAAUUGCAACAACUUUUGUAGAUAUUCCAUCCACUGAUGAUGUUUGCAAUACUAAUAAUGAUGGCGGGAAAGAUCCUCAAUGUCAUGGCGAUACCACGAAACAUAAUGAUAGUACCAAAAAUAAUGAUGUUAAUAUCGAUUGUACACAUAAUAAUUAUGUAAGUGGUGACAAUAAUAAUAAUAUGGGUGGAGGUCAUACUCAUGCUAGCGCAAAUACUACUACUAGUGGUGGAGGAGGUCAUCAUCAUGGCGACACAAGUGGGACCACUAGUGGUGGUUGGAGCAGUGAUCACGGUGGUAGUAGUUGGGGUGGCGGCGGUGGGGGUUUUAGUGGUGGUGAUACUGGGGUUUUUAGUGGUGGAGGUUGGUGAUAGAUCACAAGUUAUUUAUAUUUUGAAAGUUACUUAUAUUUUAGUACAAUUCUACAAGUGUAAAAGCCAAUUAAAAAUUGUCAUUUGUUUAUUACUACUAUAAUUUGUUGUAAUUUGCUCAAAAUAUUUUCAUAUGUUCUUUAAAGUUAUUAUUUAUGUAAUUACAUGUAUUUUCAGCAGUAGAUUGAAUAAAACUCGAAAUUAA
Messenger RNA from Solanum dulcamara, 1030 nucleotides. Its product is annotated as abscisic acid and environmental stress-inducible protein-like. The transcript has a single exon. NCBI's taxonomy places the organism in Eukaryota, Viridiplantae, Streptophyta, Magnoliopsida, Solanales, Solanaceae. The record is from RefSeq and is a predicted model, not a curated record. The coding region runs from base 178 to 825 and encodes 215 amino acids.